CCAACAGCUGAUCGGAAUUAGAUAAUAGUUUAUAGUCCCACGAAAUCAACAUGGCUCUGAAAUUUGUGGCCCAGUCAUGCAGAUCCUUGCUGCAACGUGGCGAUCGUCCUUUGUCCUGGACCCGUACCCUCACCCAUUAUCCCGUCAACGAUGCUAUCUUUGGCCUGGAUGAGGAUCGCCAAAAGUUGCGAGAGGUCGCAUUCAAUUUCUUCCAAAAGGAACUGGCGCCACUGGCCAAGGAGAUCGAUAAACUGGAUCACUUCAAGGACAUGCGUCCAUUCUGGAGAAAACUGGGUGAUCUUGGCUUUCUGGGCAUCACUGCAGAGCCAGAAUUUGGAGGUACUGGUGGCAGCUAUCUGGACCACUGCAUUAUCUUGGAGGAGUUCUCGCGUGCGGCCGGAGGUGUAGCGUUGUCUUACGGAGCCCACUCCAAUCUGUGCAUCAAUCAGCUCACCAAGAACGGCACUCCCGAGCAAAAGGAAAAGUACCUGCCGAAACUAUGCAGUGGUGAGCACAUUGGAGGACUAGCCAUGUCAGAACCUGGAGCAGGAUCCGAUGUAGUGUCUAUGAAGCUGCGUGCGGAGCGCAAGGGAGACUACUAUGUUCUGAACGGCUCAAAGUUCUGGAUCACAAACGGAUCCGAUGCUGAUACUCUGGUGGUCUAUGCCAAGACUGGAGCCCCUGGAGUUCCUGACAAGCAUGCUAUCACAGCUUUUAUAGUGGAGACCGCCUGGGAAGGCUUCAGUGUGGCCCAAAAGCUGGACAAACUGGGAAUGAGAGGUAGUAGCACCUGUGAACUGGUUUUCCAGGAUCUGAAGGUGCCUGCCAAGAAUAUUCUGGGCCAGGAGAACAGAGGUGUCUAUGUGCUGAUGUCGGGUCUGGACUUUGAACGGCUGGUGCUGGCCGCCGGACCCGUGGGUCUGAUGCAAGCCGCCUGCGAUGUGGCUUUCGACUAUGCUCAUCAGCGUAAGCAGAUGAAUAAGUUGAUUGGAGAAUUCCAGCUGCUCCAGGGCAAAAUGGCUGAUAUGUACACCACACUGAGUGCCUGCAGGAGCUAUCUGUACACGGUGGCCAGAUCUUGCGAUGCAGGCAAUCGCAGCGCUAAGGAUUGUGCUGGGGUUAUUCUCUACACUGCCGAGAAGGCCACCCAGGUUGCACUGGAUGCCAUUCAAAUUCUCGGUGGAAAUGGUUACAUUAACGAAAACCCAACUGGUCGCAUUCUGCGGGACGCCAAGCUGUACGAAAUUGGCGCUGGAACCUCGGAGAUCAGGCGUUGGCUUAUUGGUCGCCAGCUUAACCAGGAGUACAAGUAAGGGGUCUUAUCUUAUUCCGAUGAAACCCAGAAAUGCAUUUAUGGUACGAGGAUGGCAAUAACGAGGAUCAACUCUACUACCUGACAGACUUAAUGUUGCAUUUAUUUUUUAUAAGAUUUUUAAAAUCAUUACUUUUAAUCAAUGUUUGUAUGUGCCUAAUAAAAAGAGUAUAAAGCUUUAA
This is a messenger RNA of Drosophila eugracilis, 1494 nucleotides long. RefSeq names its product isovaleryl-CoA dehydrogenase, mitochondrial. The transcript is spliced from 3 exons. Gene Ontology annotation, cellular component: mitochondrion. Gene Ontology annotation, molecular function: flavin adenine dinucleotide binding; 3-methylbutanoyl-CoA dehydrogenase activity. Lineage: Eukaryota; Metazoa; Arthropoda; Insecta; Diptera; Drosophilidae. The record is from RefSeq and is a predicted model, not a curated record. Gene Ontology annotation, biological process: L-leucine catabolic process. Bases 51 to 1313 code for a protein of 420 amino acids.